Messenger RNA from Maylandia zebra (zebra mbuna), 1030 nucleotides. RefSeq names its product transmembrane protein 238. Lineage: Eukaryota; Metazoa; Chordata; Actinopteri; Cichliformes; Cichlidae. The record is from RefSeq and is a predicted model, not a curated record.
CACUGUAACGUCCGAAGUCUGGGUCCAGUAAGCUACACCCUUAUAAACGCUCAUCAUAAACGCACAUGAGCGCAGCCGUCAGGUAGCGUCUACAGCCCCUCCUCUCAGGGGCAGCGCACCUGAGCGGACAGGACGCCACACCUGGCUCACAUUGGAGCCGCGCUCAAUGCCGCGGCACAGAGACGACGGGAAAUAAACUGGCGUCGUGGGGACCGACUUCUCUUUAUGGGACAUGGAGCCGGCCUAUCGGGGUCUGGGUCGCUGUGUGUGCUGCUUCUGGCUCGCGGUGGUGUUUGACAUUGUGGGACUGGCCGUGCUCCUCCUCGGCGUGUUUGUCGACGUGUUUUUCUACGACCUGCUCAUCUACGCGGGCGCCAUCGUCAUCUUCCUCAGCCUCAUCUGGUGGGUGUUCUGGUAUUCUGGGAACAUCGAAGUGCCCCCGUCAGAGCUGGAGGAUGAUGUGGGGUUACUGAAAAAGAACAAGGGCGGACUUGGGGGCAUCAGCGGCGCCGUGAGGCGCCUCUCCAGCCGCGUGUCCACCGGCAUCCGAAACUCGUUCCGCAGGAACGGAGAACCGUCCCAUACGGCCCGCAUGCCCAGGUCAGCCUCGGGGCCACCUGUGUCACCGCCGGAGCGGGUGACCGUAGCCAUGGCAACGAUGGGCAAUACCACACAGACUGCUACCUCCUCAAUAGCAGACUGUGGCGUAGAGAUGCCCCACACCGCUACAGAGACAUCACCUGCAUAAUGACGGGUACAGGUGAGGCCUGGCGUACAGAGACUACAGACAUACAGAGCCCUAAGCCAUCUUCAGUGACUCCAGCUACUGCAAAGCCUCUUUAUUCUUUGUUUUGAUGAGAAAGUAUUCAUAAAAAUGUGAUGUCUGUAUAGUUUUUGAAAUUUGAAUGAUGAAGUUUUUAUUAUAAUUCACUCCCAUUCAUGGUGUGAUGAUGUCAGGUUUAGUACACAGAGGUAGAAAAAUGUGUUUAAGUUUCCACGUCUCAUCAUCAAAGUUGUUCAUAUAAAAAAA